AUGAAGACGAAUAACAAGACAUCAACAACAACAACCACACCAUCAUACUCUUCAAUAACCACUACGACCACAUCAACAAACCAUCAUCAUCAUGAUGUAGAUUCCACUGGGAGAAAUUACCGAAUGGAAAGGAAACAAGAAGAGGAACGGAACCAAGUCAUACUGGAAGAAGGAUAUUCAGCCUGCCAAGCAAGUACCAUCCAUGAAGCUGAUGCUGCAAAAGAUGAUGAUGGACCAUGUAAAAAGGUGAAUUGCUUUAGAUCGGAAACAAAUUAUCAAGGUCCAGCGGACGAUAGCAGACCACCCUCAUCAUCAUCCUACUCAUUCAAUGCUCAUUCGUUACCUUUACCUAUUGCUUCCUCUGAGGACGAAACUACCAGCAGCACUGAAAACAGUGAUAACAACGACAACCAUUAUGAAACCACUCUGUUUCAGAGUGGAGUUCAACAGCCAAGUAGGUCUAGAACUCUCUCUCACUUGACCGUCCAUACUAUGGAAUCAUUGAUGAGAAGUGAAGCAACAGUGGUGUUGCAUGGAUCAUCUGUACCCUCCUCUUCUGCCAAUGUCAAUAACCAAAACUUUCAAAAAUCACCGCCACCUCCUCCAACUUUUCCAACAUUACCAGGAGUUAUCGAAACAGCUCACCCUUUAAGUAGUGUUAGCAAUGGCAUGACAACUCCCGCGACACAAGGAAUGUUUCCAUUCUCAUUCACCCAUCCAAAACAACAAAAUCUCAAUCAGCUGCAAUCCCUUCCUCAGUCCUAUGACUCACCUUGUGGUAAUAUACCAUUAGAUUCUCAAAGUUGUACCUCAAGCAGUUCCACUGUGACACAAGGUGGUGGUAUUACAGAAGAAAAGAAAACAAAAAACAGAAAAGAAAAAUCUCUGACCAUGAUUUGUGCGAAAUUCAUUCAAUUUUAUGAAAAUCUAAAAAACUCUAAUGCUGCUAACAACAAUCAAAGCAAGGGAGAAAUUAAGAUUGAAGAAGCUGUCAACACUCUAGGAAUUGAAAAGAGACGAAUUUAUGACAUUCUCAAUGUUUUGGAGAGCAUUUCUAUUGUAUCUAAGGUGGGAGUUUCAUGUUACAAGUAUCAUGGUACAAAAAGUCUCUCUACGACUCUGGAACAAAUGAAGAGCAGUGCUUUGGAAGAUGCCACUCUUCUUGAAGGACUAAAAUCGCUUCCAAAAACUCCACAAAAUGAACCCCUACUCCAAUGCCUACCCAAGUUUAAGCAGAAUAUCAAUGCAAUGACUCCCUCUAGAUCCAAUACAUUGACCUCUCUGAGUAGACUUUUGAUCAUGAGCUUCCUUGUUACUGAAACGAAAGAGAUGUCACAAGAUCAACUUGUCAGUAUUGUUCUUAAAGAUUCAGCUGAAAAGACUCGGACAAGAAGAUUAAACGACAUUGUCAACAUUCUUUCUGGCAUUCAUCUCAUAGAGAAGAGAAGUGAAAAGAGUGUCAACUAUUUCAAAUGGCUUGGAACGUUACCAAAACAAGAAACGACUAUAUUCUCUCCUUCAAAGAUGCCUAUCAAAAAGAGAAAGAGAACUACUUCCAAACUUUCAAAUUCCUCUGUCUCUGAAGAACACUCACCAUGCUCUGAUGACGCUACUUCUCCAUCCUCGACUUUCUCUGCGAUCGACACUCCUCAAUCAUCCAACGUGUCGAACACGGAGAGCGAUUCCGCUUCAUCUUAUUCCUCUUCCUCCCAAUCAUCUACACCCUAUUCUCCCUUUUUCCACACCACUGUCACGACUCCAAAAUCAUCUAGCAGUGUAACCGUUAAUAAUGUUGGAGGUCUUCACUUUCAAUUUAGAUCACCACCAAGCAAGAAAAACAAACCAAGUCCAACGCUUACAGCUCCUGCAUCCUUGUCCAAGAAUUUGCAAGAAAUGUUCACUUCAAAACCAGUUCAAGAAAAGAAACUUCAACCCAUUUCACCACGUACAUUCAGUACUACUACUCCUGCUGCUGCUACCGGUCCAUUGACAUCCAAUCAACACAAGAAUUUAACAGUCUCCAUUCCAGUCAAGCCAUUAAGCACCAAUAUUUCUAUCAGCAGUAGUAUUUGCCCAACAACCACUCCUCCUCAACAAUCCAAGACCUCUCCAUUUGUGACCACUUUGGGAUCUUUCCGUUUCGCCACUGCUAAUUUACAACCUCUUCAAAACUCCGUAAAUACUGUGAAACCAAACACUACAGCACCAUGCUCCAUUAGUCCUUUGGCAAUUCUGAAAGAAGAAAAGAAUAAGGAAAAUUGUCUCUCCACACCAUUGAACAAGUCAGCCGAAACCCUUCGUGUGAAAACAAUGACUCCAUCACCAUCAUCGAAUCCAUCCAAGGGAUCCUUUACCGUCAAGAUUCGCUCACCUCUUCAACCCUUGUCGCCUUCCGAGCUUUCUGUGUUGAAUCAACAACAAAAUAUUCAAACACAACUCAAUACCAAGAAGAAAUAA
Messenger RNA from Naegleria lovaniensis, 2457 nucleotides. RefSeq lists its product as uncharacterized. The record is from RefSeq and is a predicted model, not a curated record. Lineage: Eukaryota; Heterolobosea; Eutetramitea; Acrasida; Naegleriidae. The transcript is spliced from 2 exons. The coding region runs from base 1 to 2457 and encodes 818 amino acids. Gene Ontology annotation, molecular function: RNA polymerase II cis-regulatory region sequence-specific DNA binding; DNA-binding transcription factor activity, RNA polymerase II-specific. Gene Ontology annotation, cellular component: RNA polymerase II transcription regulator complex. Gene Ontology annotation, biological process: regulation of transcription by RNA polymerase II.